AUGAUUUAUCUCUUGGCUAAACUCAACAACUCAUCAAUAGUAGCUCUUCUAGACACUGGAUCCGCUCUUACAAUCGUCUCCGAAACAGUCGCUAGAAAAAUCAAGGCUCAGCUUUCUCAGCCCUUGGUUACAAAAGGUAUCACAGCGAAUGGAUCCUUUAUGGACCUUCUUGGCCAAUUCUCUCCACAUCUUACUAUAGGAAGCAAAACCAUAAGAAUCACUUGCUAUGUCGCUUCGGAUGCCAAUUGUUCUUCUCCGUUCAUCCUAGGCAACGACACAAUCCAACGUUUCACGAAAACUAUGUCAAUCAAUUAUCAUUCCCACACAGUUUCUUUCGAUAAGAAUACUGUCCCAUUCACAACACUAAAUUAUAGCAACCAUGACCUUCUUAAUCUUCCUGUUCAUUUAGUCGAAAACAUUACCCUGCAACCAUUUUCAGACAACAUAGUUAUGGGAACCACUAAUACUAUAUUUCCCCAGCAUUGGGAACUCUUCACCUCUGAUAACCCACUGUAUAACAUACCGAACGGAAUCCACGUAGGCAAAACCCUCUCAUGCCCAAACACUCAGGGAACAAUAUGUUUACGCAUAUUUAAUUCAUAUCCUACCCAAAUUCCUUUACAAAAAGAAAAUCCUAUUGCGAUAGCAGAUUUUUAUAUCAUAAUAAUGCUACUGCCAAUGGAACCCAGCAAAUUAAGGAAUCAUCUGAAUAUAUCCCACCUGAAGCUAACUUUGCUAAAGAAUUACCCCACUUUCCCAACAAUCAAUCCACAGAAAUCGAAAACCGCGUUCCAAAUCAAUCAUUCUAUUCUGAAUGAAAAGCAACUUUUUGAUUUCCACAAAUUAUUAGAUAAAUAUCACGAAUGUUUCGUAGGAAAAGAUGGAAACCUUGGUCGCUAUAAUGGCCCAAUCACUCAUAGUAUUAAUUUUAUACCGAACUCAAAAGCACCAAAACAAAGACCUUAUCGAGUGCCUCUGGAAAAACGCAAAGAGAUAGAACGACAAAUCCAAGAGAUGCUAAGAACACGCAUCAUUGAACCUAGCACCAGUAAGUUCGCUUCCCCAAUAGUACUGGUCAAAAAGGUCCAAAUAAAGACCAAUGGCGAUUUACAGUUGAUUAUCGUCAAAUAA
Molecule: messenger RNA, 1131 nt
Organism: Ostertagia ostertagi
Lineage: Eukaryota; Metazoa; Nematoda; Chromadorea; Rhabditida; Trichostrongylidae
Source: the annotation of a GenBank genome assembly